Trichogramma pretiosum is the source of this 2671-nucleotide messenger RNA. It is a transcript of the gene Vps16A, whose product is annotated as vacuolar protein sorting-associated protein 16 homolog. NCBI's taxonomy places the organism in Eukaryota, Metazoa, Arthropoda, Insecta, Hymenoptera, Trichogrammatidae. Gene Ontology annotation, cellular component: cytoplasm; lysosomal membrane; endosome. The transcript has a single exon. The coding region runs from base 16 to 2523 and encodes 835 amino acids. Gene Ontology annotation, biological process: intracellular protein transport; vacuole fusion, non-autophagic; endosomal transport. The record is from RefSeq and is a predicted model, not a curated record. Gene Ontology annotation, molecular function: actin binding.
UAAAUAUUCAUCAAAAUGUCUGCUAUGCUGACAGCAGAUUGGUUCCCAUUGGGAAAAGAUGUCUACUUUAGGAAAUUCGAAAUUUAUUCAUUAAAUUUUUUUAAUGAGUGUAGUUCAGAAAAUCUACUGGUGGCUGCACCAUAUGGUGGUUCUAUUGCAGUCACAAAAAAUCCUAAAAAAUUAGUUAAAAUUAAGGGUUCUGCUAAAACUAUAAUAUCUCUGUAUUCGUCAUCUGGAAAUUUAACAGCAAAAAUACACUGGACCAGUGGUCAGUUAAUAGCAAUGGGUUGGUCUCAUCAAGAAGAUUUAUUAUGUAUUCAAGAAGAUGGUAUGGUUUUAAUGUAUGAUAUGUUUGGUACAUAUCAACAUACAUUUAGUAUGGGCGAUGAGGCUAAAGAAACAAAAGUAGCUGAAGCUAAAUUUUUCCCAAGUUUGGACAGUACUGGAGUAGCUAUUUUGACAUCUGCGCAUAGAAUAUUUUUAGUAAAUAAUGUUUCAGAACCAAAAGUCAGAAAAAUUUCAGAUUUACCAAAAUUUGGUGGAACAAUGGACAGUUGGUGCAUUGUCAGACAAGAACGGGACAGUGUAGUGAUAAUGGCAAAUCAAGAAGGUAUUCAUCAACUACAUCAUUCUUAUUCACCAAUAUCUACACCUUAUCAUAAACUGUUCAACAAUAAAGUGAACACAGUAACAGCUAUGUCUGUUUCUGGUAAUAGUCGUCACAUAGCUUUGUAUGCAAAUACAGGAUUCCUUUAUCUUGGAUCUGCAGAUCUAAAAGAAAAAUACCAUGAAUUUAAUACAAACAUAAAAGAUACGGUAACAGAAAUUGCAUGGUGUGGUUCAGAAGCUGUUGUAUGUUGCUGGGACAAAACCAUGAUGAUAAUUGGUUGUUCCAAAGAUGGGGAUACAAUAGCAUACUCUUAUGAUGGGUUGAUACGUUUGAUCACAGAAAUUGAUUGUGUUCGGGUGUUAACUGCUACAUCCCAUGAGUUGAUACAGAAGGUUCCAAAAGUUGUUCAAAAAAUAUUUAGAAUAAACUCCACUGAUCCUGCUUCAUAUCUUUUGGAAGCUUCAAAACAAUUUGAAAAAGAAAGUCACAAAGCUGAUAGCUAUAUUGACUUGAUAAAAGACAAAUUGGAAGUUGCAGUUACAGAUUGUAUAAAUGCAGCUAGCCACGAAUUUGAUUUUCAUACACAAAAACUACUGAUGAAAGCAGCUCAAUACGGUAAAGGGUUCAGUAAAAAUUUUAACUCAGAUCAGUUUGUUGACAUGUGCAGAACACUGAGAGUUCUCAAUGCAGUACGUCACCCAAAAAUUGGAAUACCCUUAACAUACAUUCAACUAAACAAGCUCACUUAUCAAGUAAUGCUUGAUCGAUUAGUGGCUAGAAGGCACUAUUAUCUAGCUAUACAGAUAGCUAAACACUUGAAAUUAUCAGAAAUCGAUGGCGAAAGUAGAAUUCUAGCUCACUGGGCAUGCUACAAAGUCAAACAAACUCAAUUGGACAAAGAGCAAAUUGCGGAAGAAAUAGCUGAUAAACUGGGUUACACUCCAGGAGUAUCUUACAGUGAAAUUGCAGUUAGAGCAGCCGAUUAUGGUCGCAAACAAUUAGCGAUUAAAUUGAUCGAUUACGAACCCAAUGCUCAUCUUCAAGUUCCUCUGCUCCUUCGACUGGGCGAAGAGAGAACUGCUCUGAAGAAGGCGGUUGAGAGCGGCAAUACCGAUUUGGUUUACACGGUCAUUCUUCAUUUGCGAGAGCACAAGCCUCUGUCCGAUUUUCAGAUGUCGAUUAUGCACUGCCCAUUGGCAAUGACAUUGUACAUCAAGUACUGCAGAAACCACAAUCGAGAGACCCUUCGAGAUAUUUACAAUCAAUACGACGACUAUUAUUCCCAAGCUCUGUGGUUCGUGCGCGAGAGCUAUCAGGACUCAACCUCGAGGGACGCGAUGCUAAAAUCGGCUUACGACAAUUUCAAACUGGCCAAGUGCGACACCAAUGCCAGCUUGACGGACGAGCAGAUCAAAUUGCUGAGAUAUCAGCGCUCGCUCGAGGAGACGCUGCACGAGUCGGUCGUGGGCAAGUCGUUGCACGACACCAUCAAGAUGCUGCUCAUGAACAACGAGAUCAAGCUGGCGGACAAGCUGAAAUCCGAGUACAAGGUGCACGAUCGCAGGUACUGGUGGCUGAGAAUACAGUGCUUGGCCGAUCAGAAUUCCUGGAUGGAAUUGGAGAGAUUUUCCAAGGUCAAGAAGUCACCGAUCGGCUACGAGCCCUUCAUCGACCAGUGCUUGAAGUACAAAAAGGACAUGGAGGCCAUGAAAUACCUGCCAAGAGUGAGGGACGAUUUGAAAGUAAAAUACUUCGUGAAGUUGAACAUGUUCUUGGAGGCUGCUCAAGUUGCAGUGGAACAAAAAGACCCAAAUGCCAUGGACUUUGUGAUGGCUAAUUGUAAAAAUGCGGAUAAAUCUUUGCAAGACAGAAUCAGUGCCAUGAUGAUUAGCCUCAGAAACAAUACGAGAUAAAUUGUAAAUAAAUGUUAAUUCAUCACGAACGUAUCGAACGAAUCGAGAAUUAUUCUUUUUGUAUAAAGUUUUAAGCAUCUUAUAAAUUUUCUGUACUGUAUAUAAUGAAUAAAUAAAUAUUCUUUGAUGAAACAAAAUUAUUGUGUAA